AUGACAAACAGAAAAUAUAAGCUUUGCUUCCACUUCAAAUUGCUGCUCAUUGCCACCAUCGUAGCAACACUAUGCUCGUACACAAAUUCAGAAACAAUCCGAAGAAGACUGAGACGGCCCACAGGCAACAAAUUGCAGCAAGAAACUACUGCAGUUUCGGAUUCAUCAGCGGCGGCCACCUCCACGGUUGUCGACAUGGAAACAUCGGCUUCAGUGAACAAGUUUAAGAUACGCAACCGUACUGCUACCAGGAAGUCGGGCACCGACGCUUCGACGGAAAAGCACGUGACCACAGCAAAAGACAACCAGGACGAAGGCGGAUACAAGAUUGUUUGCUACUAUACAAAUUGGUCACAAUAUAGACCGAAAACCGGUAAAUACUUACCUGAAGACAUCGACCCGGAAUUAUGUACUCACGUCAUAUUUGCCUUCGGGUGGUUGAAAAAAGGACGUUUAUCGUCAUUCGAAUCUAAUGACGAAAGCAAAGACGGAAAGGUUGGAUUAUACGAUAGAAUUAAGAACCUGAAAAAAGCCAAUCCAAAGUUAAAAACCCUAUUAGCUUUAGGUGGUUGGUCGUUUGGCACACAAAAGUUUAAGGAUAUGUCAGCUACUAGAUAUGCAAGGCAGACAUUUAUUUACAGUGCUAUACCCUUCCUCCGUGCUCGUAGCUUCGAUGGUUUGGAUCUGGAUUGGGAGUAUCCAAAAGGACAGGACGACAAAAAGAACUUUGUACAUUUAUUGAAAGAACUUAGGGAAGCAUUUGAAGCCGAAGCACAAGAAGUAAAGAAACCCCGUUUAUUAUUAACUGCUGCAGUCCCUGUUGGUCCUGAUAACAUCAAAGGUGGUUAUGACGUACCAGCUGUUUCUUCAUAUUUGGACUUCAUUAACGUGAUGGCAUACGAUUUUCACGGAAAAUGGGAAAGAGAAACUGGACAUAAUGCACCAUUAUACUCCCCAUCGUCUGAUUCCGAAUGGCGUAAACAAUUGAGCGUUGAUAAUGCCGCGAGCAUAUGGACUAAGAUGGGUGCACCUAAGGAAAAACUUAUCAUAGGUAUGCCAACGUAUGGCAGAACAUUUACUUUAACCAACACAGCCAACUAUAAAGUGAAUUCACCGGCAUCAGGAGGAGGUAAAGCUGGAGAGUAUACGAAAGAAGCAGGAUUUUUGGCUUAUUAUGAGAUUUGUGAAAUACUUAAAAAUGGUGCAACCUAUGUAUGGGACGAUGAAAUGAAAGUACCUUAUGCAAUUUCUGGAGAUCAAUGGAUUGGAUUUGAUGACGAGCGAUCCAUCAGAAACAAGAUGAAAUGGAUUAAAGACAAUGGAUAUGGAGGAGCCAUGGUCUGGACAGUGGAUAUGGAUGAUUUCACCGGUACAUUCUGUAGUGAUGUGAAAUACCCAUUGAUUGGUGCCAUGAGAGAAGAGCUUAGAGGUAUAAAAAGAGGUAAAGAGGACAUUGAUUGGUCGAAGGUAGCCAACACUAUUAUAGCUGAAACCAUAACUAAGCCAUCACCAGUCAAAAUAAGUGUCAGUGAAGUAUUAUCUAAAACCAAACCGUCCAAAAUUCAAGCAUCUACUGCUAUACAGACUGAUGUAGUUGACAUGAAUGUACGAGCACCUCAAGUUAUGUGUUAUAUGACUAGUUGGUCUAUUAAGAGACCAGGUGCUGGAAAAUUCACUCCAGAUAACAUCGAUCCUUCUUUAUGUACUCACGUAAUAUAUGCAUUCGGAUCAUUGAAAGACUUCAAACUAACAUUUGUUGACGAGAAAGAUACUGAACAAUACAAAGAAAUGAUGGCUCUUCGUGAAAAAAAUGCUAAUCUUAAAGUGCUAUUAGCUAUUGGCGGUUGGGCAUUUGGAUCAACACCCUUCAAAGAACUGACUGGUAAUGUAUUCCGUAUGAAUCAGUUUGUGUAUGAAGCCAUUGAAUUCCUUAGAGAACACAAAUUUAAUGGUUUGGAUGUCGAUUGGGAAUAUCCUAGAGGACAAGAUGAUAAAGCAGCAUAUGUUAAUUUACUGAAAGAACUACGACUAGCCUUCGAAGGAGAAUCUAAAAGCUCUGGUCUUCCAAGGCUUUUAUUGACAGCAGCCGUACCAGCUAGUUUCGAAGCAAUUGCUGCUGGGUAUGAUGUCGUUGAAAUAUCAAAGUAUUUAGAUUUUAUAAAUGUGAUGACAUACGAUUUUCAUGGACAAUGGGAACGUCAAGUAGGACACAAUAGCCCUCUAUAUCCUUUAGAAAGUGCCACAAGCUACCAAAAGAAGCUUACUGUCGACUAUAGUGCCAGAGAAUGGGUGAAGCAAGGCGCCCCCAAAGAAAAGCUUAUGAUUGGAAUGCCAACUUAUGGAAGGUCAUUUACAUUGGUCGAUCCAGCUAAGUUUGAUAUUGGAGCUCCUGCAUCUGGCGGUGGUACAGCUGGAAAGUACACUUCUGAAGCUGGCUUUAUGGCAUAUUAUGAAGUGUGUGAUUUCUUACACGUGGAAAAUACAACACUUGUCUGGGAUAAUGAGCAACAAGUGCCAUUUGCCUAUAGAAAAGACCAGUGGGUUGGUUUUGACGACGAGAGAAGUCUUAAAACCAAGAUGACUUGGUUGAAAGAAGAAGGAUUUGGUGGAGUUAUGAUAUGGUCUGUAGAUAUGGACGACUAUCGUGGUGUAUGUGGUACAGGUAAAUAUCCAUUAAUCAAUGCCAUGAAACAAGAACUUGCCGGAUACACUGUUAAAUUGGAUUACGAUGGACCAUAUGAAGCAACAGGAAGAAACGCUGUUUAUACAACCAAAGACCCAACGUCUGUGACAUGUGAAGAAGAAGACGGUCACAUAUCAUAUCACCCAGAUAAAGCUGACUGUACAAUGUAUUACAUGUGUGAAGGCGAAAGAAAACAUCACAUGCCAUGUCCAUCGAAUUUAGUGUUUAACCCGAAAGAAAAUGUUUGUGAUUGGCCUGAAAAUGUUGAGGGUUGUAUGCAACAUACCCCAGCCCCGCCGACGUCUAGACGAUAA
This is a messenger RNA of Macrosiphum euphorbiae (potato aphid), 2997 nucleotides long. NCBI's taxonomy places the organism in Eukaryota, Metazoa, Arthropoda, Insecta, Hemiptera, Aphididae. The record is from the annotation of a GenBank genome assembly.